Molecule: messenger RNA, 936 nt
Organism: Helobdella robusta
Lineage: Eukaryota; Metazoa; Annelida; Clitellata; Rhynchobdellida; Glossiphoniidae
Exons: 7
Coding region: 1-936 (311 amino acids)
Source: RefSeq, a predicted model, not a curated record
AUGUUCAAGUGCUUGCCUGGUGAUGCAUCUCCAUACCUGAUCAACAAAGUUAGCACGAUGCACGUCGGUGGCUCUCCAGCCUUCAUCGAACCAAGUGCAUCUUAUGACGGUUCCAACCACCAAGUUGAACUAAAAUUACAAGGAAACCCAAAAAAUGUGGUUUUGAUAGUACCGCACGUUGAAGCCACCCACAACAACUUUAGGCUCCGUGAAACAAACAAGAACAUUUGCCGCAUUAAUGCUGCUCUGACACAUCCAGAAUUUAUCUGUCUUAAGAGAACAAGUACCACUACACUGUGCCGGCCUCAGAAAGGCGAGUGCCCUCCAACUCUUCCUCCUAGAUCCGCCACUGAAGCCACUCAAAAGGUUGCAGCUUGUGAAACUCAUCCUAAUAAAAAUGUCUGUGAUAAACCAACUCAAGGUUCAGGGGAAAAUUUGGAAAUGGAGUUUUUUGACCCCUUCAUAGAUACUUGUCUGCUACCAAUUGAAGAACUAUUGUUUAAACAACUAAGUGAUGAGCAUGCAAAAUGUAUGAGAGCUCUGGAAAGAACAAAAUCGUGUUACCAGGAUUUGCUGUACGACUGCCAAUCAAACCAAGUCGCAGUUGAUAUCAUCAAAACACACCAAGCUCGUUACUACGUUUAUUUUUCUCCUUGUGCCGGCAGAUAUCCCAGAAAGUUGGAUACAUUGUUGGAUUGUUUUUGGAUCAACUUUGACAGAACGCAAACUUGCUCAGAAGCCUUCGACACCCGUUUUUUCACGUACGUCAAACAAACGCAAUAUCAGACAGCUUGCAGAGUUUCAGUCCCAAAGCUGCCCCCGCCUAUACCUCUGAUCAUUAACACAAACAAGUCUUUGUUAGCUUCAGCAUGCAUUGUUCUAAGAAAGGAAAUAAUUAGAGUAGAUCAGUCCCAAUUCUCAUCAUACGUUGUCUAG